AGCACCCAAAAAUCCCUAAACCUCGUACAUAUUUUACACCAGGGACAAGACUGGUUGCCGCCUUGCCGCAUAAACAAGGGAGUUUGUCGGUUUGCUGUUACCCAAUUGUCGUUUGAAACAUAUCCACGUUGGGGUGGGGCAAAAGUUAUUCGAAUUGAAACAGCAACAAACAAAGUUUAUUUACAAAAUGCAUGUCAAUAAUAUUGUUUGUGGUUAUCUGGAUGUUAAAAUUUCUGCUAAAAGUAGAAGAGGUUUAACUCCGUGGAAGGCAUGGCAAAAGCAAUGGUGUGAAUUAAAACGUGUAGACAGUAUGGAAAAUGGGGUUGAAUUAACACUCAAAUCAUCAAUGGAAGGUUCAGUCUUGAACUGUGUCUUGUUACCAAGAUCUUCAACUGUUUGUAGAACUGAUUCAAGAACUAAGCAGUAUGCGUUUGGAGUGUUUACAAUAAGCCGGACACAAAAACCUCUGUUAUUUUUGUCAGGAGCAUCUGAAAGUGAUGCACAAGAUUGGAUGUCAUCGAUACGAAAGAUGCUGUGUGUGGCCACGUAUUUACCAGUUGGGGAGUCAAAUUUCCACGUUUCUAUUAUCGAUAACAGCCAUUCAAGGGCUGCUGGAUUAGUUGGUCUUCAUGGUGUGCUUGGCACAAAUCCUCAAGAAAUAGUUAUUUCAGAUCCAUGUACUGGUGAAUCCAUAUUAUCGUGGCAGUGGCAUCAGUUUCAUCAAUUUCAUUUUCAAGCACCUGCCCAUCCAGUGGAUGACAAACAGAUCAUCAUUAUGCACACCAGUGGAGAAUUUUCUGUUGGGCCUGGCCAAAUACAUAUCUACUGUAAGCAAGGAUCACGCCUUUUAAAUCACUUAGUAUCUAGAGGAAAGAGAUCUAGGACAACUUUUGGUUUGAGAUCAUUGAAAAGGUUGAGUCGUAGUGAAGGAGAUCUUUGUAAUAAUACAAAUAGUAACAAAUUAUGCUCAUCAAAUAGCCCUAUGUGUAUAAGAAGUCAAGCUGGGAGCGACGAUUCUGGAGUUAGAGGAUCUGUUACUUCCGAUGAUUCACAGUACUUAUCGAAACCAAAGACUGCAUCAAGCCUGCUUAGUUUGGGGUUAAUUGUGUUCACGAAAACUCCUGGAGGAAGUAUAACCAAUGAUGAUUCUUUACAAGAUUUAACAGUUUUAGAAGAUGAGACAUCUAACAAGUGCCUCUUAUUACGACGAGAAUCGGGCAUUUCUUUAGCGUCGGGAAUAUAUGAAGAAAUCGCAGACGAACCCGUUAAAACGGCCAUAUCGCAAACAAAUCAUAUCUAUGAAAAUCCGUUAGAUUUAAUUGUAGACAUGAAUUCUAAAUUAAAGAAACAUUGUAAACCGCCGCCUUUACCACCACGAAAACUAGAUUUUAAGGGUGAUUGUAGUUUAAAGAAAUUCAACUUGAGACAAUACAAACAUCGCUGUAAUACUCUACCAGCUAAAGAUUUAUCAAGAAUUUCGCAGAUUUUUACAUCUGAUUCUGAGUACGUUAUUAUGAGUCCGGUAAAAGUUUCUGAAAAAACAAAAGAAAAAUCGAAAAUUUCAGCAAUUACGGAGAGCUUGUAUAUGCCGAUGUCACCUGUUAUCGGUUUAAAAAAUAAAAUCGAAAAUUGUUAUAUGAUUAUGAAUGGUAGCAAGAAGUAAGAUUUUAUAUUUGAAACGAAUCAGUUGAAAAAACAAGUACAAACGUGUUAAAUUAAGUGAUUGCUCAAUAUUUUGAUCUCGAAAAUUAAUUGUGUAAUAAGACUGUUGGAUCCAAAAUAACUAACCUCUCUUAAAAAAUGACAUUUGUAUAUAGUAAACUGUAUUUUCAAAUGCCUUGCUUCUUGCCUUUUCUUGUUGAUUGUUGUUGUUAACUGUGUUUAUGCCUUAUUUGCUUAUAUGGGGGCCUAACUAUUAUGGUUAAAACUUUUAAAUUUUGACGUUACUAAUUAUGAAUUAUUAAACAAAAACGUAAAAAAAUAUAAACAAUGUAAUUUUUUUAUUUAUUGUAUCGUGGCAUUGUAUUUGAGUAGUUUUAUUAGACAUAACGGGUGUGCAACAUAAUUAGUGAUCUCAGUAGAUCAGAGAGAAAUAUGUAUGUUCCUCAACCGUUAUUAUUGUAUCCGUUUAACUAUUUAUUGUUUUUGCAUGGCCUGCUAAAGGAAACAUGAAUCUUAAUUAUUGUCCUUUACAUUUCUGAGACGCGAAAUUGAACCUUUGGAGCGUAACAACCAGAAAAGUCUAGUUACGAGUACGGUAAUGAAUAAUACUUUUGGUAGCAGUUUAAAUUUCAAAAUUCCUGCAUUGUUAUACGUUUGACUUGAUGAAUAGCUAAGAUAUAAAAAUUACAUCAGGCAAAAUCAGAAAUGUCGGUUUGAGCUUGGGGUAUGUGCAAUGUUAUUCAAUGGGUUUUAUCUUUGUCCCAUGUAACAAAUUUGAGGUAACCCUUUUCUGAUAUUUUGGGUGCAGAGCUAGGAGGAUAAUUUUAAAUCUAGUAAUAUUUAAAAUUAAACAAAAAACACGUAUUUUAAACUGCACAAAAUAAUUUUGUAAUGCAAGAGAUACCAUUGGUCUCAUUUGGUCCAGAUAUGAUUUCUUCCUUCUCUUGUACUGAGUAGUUCUCUUUUAAUACGGUGUAAAACGCUUAAUUUUCGCGUUGUUCAAGGUAUUUUUAAAAUUUGCGUUAAAUCCACAUCUUGAACGCUUUCAACGUAUUCAUGUUUGUUGUUUUUAAAAUUCGAGUUUCAACUCUGUAGCAAAACCCGACUAUAUGUAGUAAGUUACUACCUAGUUUUAGCCGGAGUGCGAAGUCGAGAUGUGUGUCCAAAAAUAGUCCACGCAUUUUCAUAUCAU
This is a messenger RNA of Zophobas morio, 2854 nucleotides long. RefSeq lists its product as uncharacterized. The transcript is spliced from 6 exons. The record is from RefSeq and is a predicted model, not a curated record. NCBI's taxonomy places the organism in Eukaryota, Metazoa, Arthropoda, Insecta, Coleoptera, Tenebrionidae. The coding region runs from base 188 to 1663 and encodes 491 amino acids.